AUGAUCGCUGCUGGCCAGACGCGGCCCGUCACGGUGGCCACCGUCCGCAUCGCGCUGGACCUCGCCUGGCUGAUGGCUCCACGUUGCUGGCAGGCGAUCAUGAACCCCGACUGCAAGGAGAUCAGGCGGUGGGUGGCUGCGCAUGUGGCCUCGCUGGUGGUGGAAGCGGUCGUGCCCGCUGCACAACUGUGGGCGACCAGCCGGUUGCUCGACCUUGCGGAGCGUUCGCUGUCGACGGGAGAGCCGGCAGAGUGGGGGCCGGCUCUGUACGCCGGCGCACUGGUCAUGUUCUUCAAGGUGUUCACCCAGUACAUGACGCCGUACUUUAGCAUGGCUGAGACUAUGGUCAUUGAUGAAGCCAAGAUCAAAGUGGAAAAGUCUUUCUUUCGCCUGCAGCUGCGCACGACGAUGGAGCAGUCUGCCGACCCCGUCCACUCCGGACUGAUGACCGAAGCGUCCGUCCACGCUGGUCUCGGAUACAUGGCGACGGGCAGGACCCUCAACCACAACCUCACGCACAUGAGCAAUAAGAUCCAGGCUGUCGGUCAGCUGUUCUCCUUCUUCAUUUCGCUGGGCACGCAACUGUUUGUGGUGAUCCACAUCCUCCAAACCAACGGCAGCGCGAUGGUCAACACAGUGUUCAUUGUGUUGUUCACGCUGCCUGUCGUGGUCAAGCUGUGGACCAUCCAAUCAGACCACAUGGUGCAUCGCGGAUGGAACCCCAACAACUCCACGUACAUGGGGUCGGCCCUUCGAGACGUGAUCAGCGGACCCAGUCGGCGAGACGAGGUAGCGCUCUUCGGGCUGGACAAGUGGUUGCUGGGGAUCUGGGAACAGGCCCAAAAGGAUAACAACAGGGAUCGAUGGGAGGCCAACGACGCGCGACUUCGGCAUGGCGCAGGCCUCAUGGUCCUCACCAGUGCCCUGCAGAACGGUGUAUUGAUUCUCCUCGCCACCCGUGUCCUCGGGACGAACAGCUCUCUCGCAUCGCUUACACUGCUCCAAACGGCGAUCAUGACAUUCUCGCGGGACAUUGAGCGGGCGUUCCGGCACGCCCGGCGGGUGAUGGACAUUGUCAUCAUCCUCGCAGCCUAUUUCGGCGCCAUCGACAACGAGAAGGCUGCACCGGACGGAACUGUUGAUUACGAGAAACGCCGCACCGCAGGCGGGAUGAGCAUCGAGGUGCGUGACCUCAGCGUCACCUAUCCGAAGAGCGACAAGGCAGCCGUGCACGGCAUCAACCUCAAGAUCGACGCCGGCGAGACGCUCGCCAUUGUCGGCUUCAACGGCGGCGGCAAGACGACGCUUGUCAAGGCCAUCAUGGGCCUGGUGCCGUUUUCGGGCGAGGUGCUCGUGAACGACAUGUCGACGGCACAGUACCGACGCGCAACGCUGUACCAGCGAAUCACGGGCAUCUUUCAAAACUUUUCAAAGUACCCUCUCACUCUGCGUGACAACAUUGGAGCGGGCAAUGUCGACGCCCUCCGUCGCGGCGACGACGAGGUCCUCCAGCAAGCGGUGGAGCGCGGUGGUGCCCAGCAUGUGGUCGAGCGGACGUCUCUCGACUCGUUGUUGAGCUACACCGAGGCCGGUUCCGAGAGCCACUUCCGCCGGGCGAUGCAGGACCAAGAGGGCGACAGCGAGAGUGAGAGCGAGGAUGACGACGCCGAGAACGCCGGUCCCAACGGAAAGGACACCAAGAAGACCAACGGAACCGCCACGGUUGACGACAAGAAGGAGUUGGAUGGGAACAGGAACGGCAACGGCAACGACAACGACAAGGCCGCCCCCAAGAAUGGCAAUGGCAAGACUGGCCGCAAGCCCAAGAGGACCAAGACGGGCAGGAUGCCCUUCUGGAUGCUGCUCAAGUAUCUCUCGGGCGGGGAAUGGCAGCGCAUCGCGCUCGCACGAGCGUUUAUGCGGACGGACCCGGACCUGGUGGUCUUUGACGAGCCGACGUCCGCGCUCGAUCCGCGCGCCGAGGCCGAGCUGUUCGACCGCCUGCACUCGCUGGGAACCACGUGUACGACCAUCUUCAUAUCACACGGGUUCGGCAAUGUGCGGCGCGCGGACAAGAUUGCGUUCAUGGACGACGGAACUAUCAAGGAGUACGGGACCCACGACGAGCUCAUGGCCCUUGGCGGCAAGUAUGCCGAGCUGUUCGCCCUGCAGCGCGACAGGUUCGGGUUCGAUGGCGACAAGACGUCGUCGUCCGGCAGGCAGUCGCCCAAGAGUGAGGUGGAUAAGGAUGAGAAUGUCAGCGUUGUAAGCCCAUAG
Molecule: messenger RNA, 2277 nt
Organism: Apiotrichum porosum
Lineage: Eukaryota; Fungi; Basidiomycota; Tremellomycetes; Trichosporonales; Trichosporonaceae
Exons: 5
Coding region: 1-2277 (758 amino acids)
Biological process (GO): transmembrane transport
Cellular component (GO): membrane
Molecular function (GO): ATP hydrolysis activity; ATPase-coupled lipid transmembrane transporter activity; ATP binding
Source: RefSeq, a predicted model, not a curated record